CUUGGAGUGUUUACGACUAUAGUUACUUCUAGCUAUGUGGUCCAGAGGCUGGACGGAAUCGCAGUAAUGCAGAUAAUCCAACCCUUUCUAUAGUCACUUGCCUACACUUGUCAAUCUACGCAGAUCGUCAACCGGUCCUGAGCGACUUGUAGCUUAUUCGGACCGUUGUCAGUUAAACAUUGAACUCGAAGAUGACCGAGUGUAUCGGCUAUCCCCGGCAUAAUAUUUGCCUUUGUUUGGUUUAACUGUACAGUUACCUCAGCCACACUUGGUCGCUGUUCAGAACAACCUGUAAGGCUAAGCAGCAUCCUCAAAAUGUCGACCGAUCUCCAGUGGCUCCUUAUCCGCAAAUACAACUCCUUCCUUGUGAAGAAGGUCCCUGAAGGUCCCAUAUUCUCCAAGGAGCCCGGUAACCUCCUGAACCUGCACUCGCACAAAUACUCCGGUCUCGCUAACUCCAAGACUAUCGAUAUUCAGAGCUCUGAGUCUGGACUACAGAUCACCACCCGGAAAUCGAAGGCAUCACCACACGCUGUUCGUCCCGCACGGACAACCGCAAGCGUUCGCAACCGCUCAGGAGGCCGUCGUUCGUUGGGAGUCGUUGCUUCCGUCGCGAAGAGGGGGUACCGUCCCGACCUGAGAGCCGCUGCUCUUGGCCGUUCCUCUGCACUGCUCGCUGCACAAAAAGAGAAGAAAGCUUCGCCACCGAAGAAAGUCCGGGGGAAGAAGGCAGCAGCAUUCCUUGGAUGAUUGAUUUAUUUGUAUCUCUAGUGCCUCCAUUGCUAUGUUCGUCCAUGCCGAAAUAAGCACUCCAUGCUGCACAUUCCUAGUUGGCUGCAAAAAUAAUGGUACAUUUCAACGAGAAUGACACCUAUAUAAAUACACUGGUGGUACAGCAA
Messenger RNA from Suillus subaureus, 899 nucleotides. Its product is annotated as ribosomal L28e/Mak16. Bases 316 to 750 code for a protein of 144 amino acids. Gene Ontology annotation, molecular function: structural constituent of ribosome. NCBI's taxonomy places the organism in Eukaryota, Fungi, Basidiomycota, Agaricomycetes, Boletales, Suillaceae. Gene Ontology annotation, biological process: translation. Gene Ontology annotation, cellular component: ribosome; cytosolic large ribosomal subunit. The transcript is spliced from 5 exons. The record is from RefSeq and is a predicted model, not a curated record.